GUCUCCCAUACGCCAUGGUGGUUUAGCGAAGUUUGAAUUGAGGAUGCGGCCGCUGCCAUUAUGCCCAAGAAUUGUACUGUGACUAAUUGCUGGCGGCAUGCGGGCCAACUGGCGGCUGAUAAGCGAAGGAUCAGCUUCUACAAGUUUCCAUUGAAUGACAAAGAGAGACUCGCAAAAUGGCUUUCCAACAUGAAAAAGGAGAAAUGGCUUCCAUCUCAAUACCAGUACAUCUGCAGUGAGCACUUUACUCCUGACAACUUUGAAUGGAAAUGGGGGACACGAUACUUGAAAGCAGAUGCUGUACCUACAAUGUUUUCUUUUCCAGAGCAGCCUACGAAAAGGAAAGCCCUUGCUCGAUCAAUUGGAAAUAAAUGGAAAAAAAAGAGGUUGGAAGAUCAUAACAAUGAAGAUGAAAUGAUGUUGCAAAUGCAAACUGUUCCAGUUCAAUCACAUAAAAUGAGUGAGCCAGAUGCGCUUACAUUGUUAGUUAUGACAACAGAACCAACUCUGUCAACUUCAUCAAAUUCAAUUAAUGCAGCUGAUAAGGUACCUGUAACUUCUGGCAGUGUCUGUAUUGACUCUACGUCUGAAUCAAUUACACCAGCUGUUCAACCUUUACUGAAUGUGGCAGUGAAUCCCUUUCAGUUAUUGCAAAUAGACAAAGGCAGAUCUCCUCCACCUGUACUAAUGGAGCCAUCGCUAUUGCCAUUUGGAAAUGUUGCAGCUGUUGAAACUGUUCCACUUACACCAGCAUUGACAUCAGUUCAAACUGGAACAACAGCUACAGCUUUGCCAACAGUUGAAACUUCACAGCUUGUGUCAACACAGAUAUGUGAGGAAUCAGAGCCAGGACCAGUAGAAACGGUGCUUCCAGCUGCUCAAGAUAUUGAAAUGCUGACAUCGUUCCAGUUAAAACCUCCAACAUCAGUCCCUUUUACUCCAGCAAUGUCCAAUUUUGAGGAUGUUGAAACUGCUUCAGCUGCAGUAUCGACUGAUCAAACAUUAUCACUCACCAACCUAUCUUCUCCAACAUCAUCCAUAUUAAUGGCAGCAGCAACUGAAACUUUGACAAAACUGUCUGGCUUUGAAACACUACUGACAGUGCCUUCUGCUGUCGUUGUACCAAUUAUGUCAACUUCACCAAUCGUGCAAAAUCACGCAGUUAUGCCCACUGGGGCAGUCAUUGCUGCAGUAGAAACAGUUGUGCCUGCACUGCCUGACCUCUCAGAAGUACAAGGUGAACAUUCGUACUACAAAAGUGACCUUACAAUAGAUCAGCUUGAAAGAAUUAUUGCUAACUUGCAAAAAAAAGUGAAAGUUAUACAGCAACGUGAAAGGAGGAAUUCAGUCCGGCUGAAAGCCAUGGAAAGUCUUGUGGACCAACUUAAAAACAAAAAUAUUAUUUCCAAGGAGAAGCUGAAAAUAAUGGAGAUGACUUGCUCACAGACAAACGAUCAAGUGAUUCAUCCUUCCAGUUCUGUCACAGUUGUUUGUGAAGACAACGACAGUAUCAUUUAUGCGCAUCAACAGUCACCAAAUGAUAAUGGUCAUAUGCUUUGAUGAAUAUGUUCAGCUUCAUGGAGAACAAACGAGUCCACUGUUCCGGCAACUGUUUAUUGUUUGUAAAACUUUGUAAUUUUUCAUUUAAAUGAAAAUAUUAAAUUAAAUUUUAUUUCUGCCA
Messenger RNA from Hemiscyllium ocellatum (epaulette shark), 1681 nucleotides. Its product is annotated as THAP domain-containing protein 5-like. The record is from RefSeq and is a predicted model, not a curated record. The transcript is spliced from 4 exons. NCBI's taxonomy places the organism in Eukaryota, Metazoa, Chordata, Chondrichthyes, Orectolobiformes, Hemiscylliidae. Bases 61 to 1560 code for a protein of 499 amino acids.